AUCUUGUCCGAAAAAAAUCGGUCAUGUAAGCAUCUCUAAUGACUCCUGUCGUGCAAAUUAAGAUUCGGCCUCCCGCCAUCUUCUCCUACUUCUGCGAUUUUUAUUUGUCCUAAAAAAUACCAAUUUUGUUUUUUUUUAACACCACAGGGACUUCAAUUCUCCGUCUCUUCAAUUUCAUAUUUUCCCUUAAAAAUAGUUGUGAUGCUUCGUCUCUCUUUUAAACUCCGUCGUUACCGUCGCCUUCCUCGCUAUUUCUCUUCCUCUUCUAAAAAUCCCGCCCAACCUCCGAAUAACCUCCACAAUUCCCGUUAUGCCCCUCCUGAACCGCCUAUUCUUCACAAUAACCCUCUCCUAACUACAACAAAUGUCGCCGCCGCCGCUAAUUCUCCUCGCUACUCCGUAGUUUUUAUCUCCGCUGCUGCUGUCGUUUCUGCUCUGAUUGCCUCCGUCGCUAUUCUCUCUCCAAAUGACAAAACUAACCCUAGUCAUGAUCAUAGCCAUAGCCAUCACGCCUCUAAUCCUCUCCACGCCGCGAUUGAGCACGCCAUUUCAAAAUCGAAUGAGUCCUUUAGAAGAUUCUUUUAUCACGUGAAACAAACAGGCGUUGCCUCAUCGGUUUUAUGGCAAUCUUUGAGGUCCGUACUGUCUUCCGCCAACCAUGAAGUCAGGGUUGGAUUCGAACUUCGUGUGGCUGCCUUGUUGGCCGACAUUGCAGCCGCUAACGGAGAGCGCAGAGCGGCGCUUGUUGGGGCUGGCGGCGGGAAGGUGGUUGAUUGGUUGCUGGAGACUGUGGCGGUUGGCAGUGGGACCCAGGCUGAGGCUGCGAGGGCGCUUGCUUACUUGAUUGCCGACCCUAAUGUACGCGGUGAUGUGCUUGGGAGGCCUCACGCUGUGCCCUAUCUCUUGCGCUUUAUAUUUUCUUGCCAGCCUAAGAAGAAGCAUUCAAGACGUAGUUCAUUCGAUAUUUCUGAUUCUUUGAAAGGUAGGAGCAUGCUCGUUGCUGCAAUCAUGGAUAUUGUCACAUCCCACUAUGAUAGCAGUUUAGAAAAGGUUCCUUUCAAGUCAUCCUUGUCAGGGAAUGCUGAAACAAGGGAUAUUGCUGCAGCUAUCGAAGUCAUUGAGGAAGGUGGCCUUCAUAUGGAUGGGCAACAAGAGAAUGAACGCGAUGAUGACGAUAAUGGGAGUGGAAUGAAGGGUAUUGGAAUUAAGAUCCUUGAAGGUACAACUGUUUUAGGACUUGGUAGAAAUAGUGGGCUUGCAAAGCUGGAGGAUUGUAAUUCUGGUCAUAUAGAACUCCUUCAGACUCCUAAAACCCUUAGCUUGCUACAAAAGCAAGAUGGUGCUCUGGCACAAAAUUUGUCUUCAGCUGUUGUUCCUGGACUCUGGGAUGAUCUGCAUUGUCAGCAUGUUGCUGUACCUUUUGCAGCAUGGGCAUUAGCCCAGUGGGCAAUGGCAUCCGAUGCGAAUAGAUCCAACAUCCAGGAACUUGACCAAGAUGGGCAAGCUGUCAUGACUGCAAUAAUGGCACCUGAGAGAUCCGUGAAAUGGCACGGAAGCUUGGUAGCAAGGUUGCUGUUAGAGGACCGUAAUCUGCCCCUAAAUGAUUCUGUUUCUGAUUGGAGUUCCAGCCUUCUUACAACUGUUUCUCAGGCAAGUAAAAAUGAUGAUAUCCCGUUGGCUCAGGUGGCUUUAUCGGCUUUCUUGCUUUCUGUUGAGAGAAGCCCAGGGGCACGGAAUAUAGUGAUGGACAAGGGUCUUCAGCUGAUGAGAGACACAGCGAAGCAUACAGAAAAAUACAAGCAAGUGCAAGAAGCAUUAGCUAGGGCUUUGGAAUUACUUUGUACUGGGGAUAUGCACUUAUCUCUUGAGGAGAGCCAAAAAUGGUCUGGCAUUCUGCUUCCUUGGGUUUUUGGGAAAGUUUCAUCGGACACUAUAAGAUCUUCAGCCAUGAAAAUCCUCUCAUGCAUUCUCGAAGAUCAUGGACCAUCUUCUGUACUGAUUUCCCAAGGAUGGUUAACCUUGUUGUUAAAAGAAGUUCUGGCUUCCAGCAAGGCCUCAUUUAGCAACGGAGUCAUUCAGCCUAAAAAUGGCAAAGUGAAGACACAAAUUGAUCAGUCCAACAUUCAGUAUGCUACACAAACUGCUAUUCAGUUGGCAGGUGCUGUUGUACGUCUAGCAGGGAAACAGCUGGGAGUAGCCACUGAUUCUGUUGAUACAUUCCCACUGGAAGAUCUUCUUUCCUUGGAACCCUUUGUCGGACUAUUUCAAAACUAUAAGAAAGAUGCUGCGGCUAAAUUUAAUGUGGCAGAUUCUGCUUUUGCGACCCUUAAGGGGAUUAAAGCAUUAACUGAACUUUGUUCUGAGGAUUCCUUAUGUCAAGAAAAAAUUGUCGAACUUGGGGUCUUUUGUUUGUUGAAACGCUUUUUGUUAUGCGAUGAUUACGAGAGGCUAUCUGCAAUGGAAGCUUAUGAUGCAUCUAGAACCCUUGAGGCGCAGGAGCGAGUUCCAAAUGCUAAUGGAAAAACGCUCAAUGCAGCUAGUGAUUCUCUAUCUAGUGUUCGGGUUCCACCUACAGCACACAUUCGUAGGCAUGCAGCUAGGCUGUUAACUGUUCUCUCACAGCUUCCUAAGGUUCAGAAGGCCAUUCUAGCAGAUUCAGCUUUGUGUGAAUGGCUAGAGGAUUGUGCUGAUAGCAAGAUCCCAGGUUGCAGUGAUUCUAAAAUGCAGAGUUACUCUAGGGCAACACUCUUAAAUGUGUUCUGCUGUCAGCAUGCUGCUCUACACAGUAGUAUUCCUGAUGGUGGAGGUACCAACAGAAACAGUGGUUGUACUCGGUAUAAUGACAUGAUAUUUUUGAUUAAUCCUGAGUUGCCUCACUGGAAGCAUUGUGAAAAUAUCUUUAGUAGUAGUAUUAUUAAAAGGAACGAAGUAUCUUUGGUUAGGGAUAAUUCCGACGAUGGCUGCAGUUCAUCUGUAACCAGAGUUUCAAACACUAGUGAAUGUUCUACUUCUGCCAAUAAUUCCCUUCAUAACUCUAAAUUAGAGGCUCCUAAUAGCGCUUUAAAUGAUGGUGAAUGUUCUACCUCUUCCAAAGAAUACUUUAAUAGCUCUAAAUCAGAGGCUCCGCAGCUAGAUGUUGUUUUUAUCCAUGGCUUGCGUGGUGGGCCUUAUAAGACUUGGCGUUUAUCUGAGGACAAAGUCUCAACUAAAUCAGGUUUGGUGGAGAAAAUUGAUAAGGAAGCUGGAAAACUAGGAACAUUUUGGCCUGCUGAAUGGCUAUCAUCUGACUUGCCUCAAGUACGCAUGUUUACCCUCAAAUACAAGACAAAUCUUACACAAUGGUCUGGGGCCACACUGCCUCUUCAGGAAGUGAGCUCUAUGUUGUUAGAGAAGCUUGUUGCUGCAGGCAUUGGGAAUCGGCCUGUUGUGUUUGUGACUCACAGCAUGGGAGGCCUGGUUGUGAAGCAGAUGCUGUAUAAAGCCAAGGCAGAAAAUAUCAAUAACCUUGUGAACAACACUGUUGGAAUGGUAUUCUACAGCUGCCCACACUUUGGUAGUAAACUAGCAGAUAUGCCUUGGCGAAUGGGCCUUGUGCUCCGUCCUGCUCCAACUAUAGGGGAGCUAAGAAGCGGGUCUCCUAAAUUAGUUGAGCUCAACGACUUCAUCCGCAACCUUCACAAGAAAAAACUAGUUGAAGUCCUAAGUUUGUGUGAGACCAAGGUAACUCCAAUUGUUGAAGGUUAUGGUGGAUGGGCCUUCAGGAUGGAAAUUGUACCAAUUGAAUCAGCAUACCCAGGAUUUGGUGAACUUGUUGUGUUAGACUCGACAGAUCAUAUAAAUUCUUGCAAACCAAUAAACCGUGACGACCCUUCCUAUAAGGAGACGUUAGAGUUUCUGCAGAAGUUAAAAGCUCGUUAUUCAAAAGAAGACGCUUCACUAUAAUCUUAAAGCACGAACACAGUUGGUGAUGAUCAUGCAAAUUUUUUGGAUUAAGCUUUCUUGGUGUUGAUGACGGUUAUAUAUACAUGGACAGUGAAAACAAGUUUUGCAAGAUGGAGUUUUUUAGUCAUCAACAAGUGGAGCAGCUUAGGGUGAUCAGGUUACUUAUUAUUUAAUCAUCCAAACACAAGACUUGGAAAUUCAUUUGUACAUUGAUUCGGGGUGAAUUUUGUAUACUAUCAGCAUCUCAAAAGAAAAAUACCCAACUUCUGUAAAUAAGCUUACAGCUUAUAUUUAGUUUAAAGGUAUUGUACUUGUACAUAACUUUUAACAAGUAAAAGAAAAUAUAGAAAUGCAUGUUUAUAUGGAA
This is a messenger RNA of Mercurialis annua (annual mercury), 4309 nucleotides long. RefSeq lists its product as uncharacterized. The transcript has 10 exons. Lineage: Eukaryota; Viridiplantae; Streptophyta; Magnoliopsida; Malpighiales; Euphorbiaceae. The record is from RefSeq and is a predicted model, not a curated record. Bases 202 to 3942 code for a protein of 1246 amino acids.